AUGAGCGACUUAGCACUUUACGCCGGACUGCAGUCGGUGCAAAUGCAGCCGCAGCUGCCGAUCGCAAUAGCUCCGCCGCUGCCGUUCGCACCAAUUCCGCCGCAGCCGUUCGCAGCAAUUCCGCCGCAGCCAUUCCCAAUAAUUCCGCCGCAAGCACUGAUCGCAAGAAUUGCAAGAGCUCAGACACAGUCAAUCGCAAGAGUUCCGCUGCAAGCAGCUACGCUGUCAGCUUUUCCCGGAUGGGAAACUCAGAACAGAUAUAUUAUUACGGAUAACAAGGGCGAGCCGGUGUUUUAUGUAACCAAAGAAGAGGUUGGAGCUUGUUGCUGCUGUGAGCGAACUUGUUUGGUGGGUUUCAACAUCUACGACAAAAAUCAGCAUGAGGUUCUUCGUAUGAUUCAAAGAACCGAUGAUUGGAAUCAGGUUUUAGAAGUAUAUUCCGGAAAUACUUUAUUAGGCAGCUUGGUUCAAAAUUCGCGGUUUUGGCAACUGAGGCUUUACAUUUGCGACGCUUCCGGUCGGUCAGUGUUAAUGAUAAAAAAACGUAAAUUCUGUACUGACAACAUUUUUAAGGUCAAAUCCGUGAAUGACAAGCAUCAUGUCGUCAUGAUUGAAAAGCGUUUGUGUGCAGUCACUUUUCAAGGGACUUUCAGCGCAAGUUAUACGUACGAUAUGUACUUUUCACCCGAUCUGGACGUAAAAAUAAAAGCCAUGCUAUUGGGAGCGUGUCUUCUGAUAGAUUCCGAGUAUUAAAAAUUCCCUGAGUCUGUAUCGAUUUUUUUUUUAAAGAAGACCAAAGCAACUUGUUGAUAUCGUUAACAAAGAUUUUUUGUAACAUAUCAAAUACCUCAAAAGACUUUUAACUACGGAAUAUUUCUGCAAAUGAAGGCGAGCACCAUAUGCACAUACAUAAGAAUGGAAUCUCAAUCGUGAACUAACAAUAAGAUAUAAUUGCAACUGCAAUAGACAUGAUUAUCCCAUAUUUUAUAUAGUUUUAUAAAUAAUUUUUAUUCCCCGUAUAACACAGAUCAUUGUAGCUUAUAUUGCAAUACAGCUCAAUGAUCUGUGCUGUAUGAGUUUUAUACAUACAUAUAUAACCAAAUGUAUGCAAUGUAUUUAAAUAUACUAAUUAGUAAUUACAAUUGAGCUUACAUUCACGGAAAUAUAACUUACAAUAGAAAUCGAACUUGUGUUCACUACAGAGUUCGAUCUCGAAAUGCUCUCUAUUUUAUUAUUAUAAUAUUGCAAUUGGCUAUCCAUUUUAAUCAUUACUUAUUAAUUCGCGAUGCGUCUAUUUUCUUCUUUCUGAGUUGUCUUCCGCGAAAAUCGUACGACAAACGUAAAUAUAAAUGAUUCCUUUUAUAUAUGCACAUACAUAUAUGUAUAUUGUACAUACACGAAUGAAAGUUAUUACUUGAUCAGCAUCAAAACUGCCUUCUAUUUUGCUGAAUAUAAAUUGUAUGUAAAUGUGCAUUGUGCAAAUAAUAUCAAAAUUUGUGAAUUACAAAAGUAUAUAUUAUCUUUGUAUGAAUAUUUAACACUCAACUGAAGCUCUGGGUGUAGUACACCCAGGCUUUAUAUAAUAGCGCAAUAUAAGCAUUCACAAGUCGUAAGGAUAGGGAGUAAUCGAGUAGGGGCUAAAGAAAGUUUCAUCCCCAUUACUAAUUCCCCACUACAGCAGUCUCCAAAAGUUAACGGGAAAUCAAAAGCCGCAAUUUGUCAGCCUA
Messenger RNA from Wasmannia auropunctata (little fire ant), 1727 nucleotides. RefSeq names its product phospholipid scramblase 3-like. The transcript is spliced from 5 exons. The coding region runs from base 1 to 753 and encodes 250 amino acids. Lineage: Eukaryota; Metazoa; Arthropoda; Insecta; Hymenoptera; Formicidae. Gene Ontology annotation, cellular component: plasma membrane. The record is from RefSeq and is a predicted model, not a curated record. Gene Ontology annotation, biological process: plasma membrane phospholipid scrambling. Gene Ontology annotation, molecular function: phospholipid scramblase activity.